Molecule: messenger RNA, 1311 nt
Organism: Durotheca rogersii
Lineage: Eukaryota; Fungi; Ascomycota; Sordariomycetes; Xylariales; Xylariaceae
Product: signal recognition particle 14kD protein
Exons: 3
Coding region: 200-595 (131 amino acids)
Biological process (GO): SRP-dependent cotranslational protein targeting to membrane
Cellular component (GO): signal recognition particle, endoplasmic reticulum targeting
Molecular function (GO): endoplasmic reticulum signal sequence receptor activity; 7S RNA binding
Source: RefSeq, a predicted model, not a curated record
GUGCAUAAUUAUUUUAAGAAACGGGCCCUUUUACUAUGAACUCAUUUUAAGAAACUAUUACUAUAUACAUUUUGCAGUGUUCCGUGCAGUGUAGUACUAGUCUUGUUGGCAUCUCCCCCGUCUUCCUAACGUCCGACUCCAUACACGUACUUUGUGUAUUGCUGCACUACCUCCUACUGAUUCACUGGUGUCGCUGACGAUGGGCCACCUAAGUAACGACGAGUUUUUCGUUCGGCUCUCUGAGCUCUUCGACUACAGGAAAGGCAAAGACCACGGCUCCAUAACCCUGGUGCAAAAACGACUCUCAUACGAUCACCCUCUGCCAGACGCAACGGGCGAUGCCGUCUUCCCCGAUCUGCACUCCUCGAGACCUAUGCCCAUCCUCGUCAGGGCGACAAAUUCCAAAGGCAAGGAGCGGCGCCGAGAUAGGAUCAAGCUGUCGACGGUAGUUGAGCCUGCCUGCCUCCCUGUCUUCUUUGACAAGUACGCCGAGGUAUGCAAAUCCGGAAUGACGACCUUGAAGCCUAGGGAUCGGAGCAAGAGGAAAGGGAAGGCGAAAAAGAGACGGGGGGCAUCUACAAUCCCCGGUCCCUGACUGUCUGGUCAGACCUGUAAUCCUCAUCGGCUAUCGACUCGUCCGACCCCCCCCCCUACGGUCUAGCUCUUCCCUCAGUAUAAGUCUCGGUCCUGGGAGUACAUUGGAUACUGUGGUUCCGCCUCUGCGUAACGCAUCGCCCGAAUCCUUCCACCACGGUAGCAUAUAGAGGUCUGACAGUUAAGAACAUCGCUAUAGCACCGCUGUGCAUUGUCCAUCUAUCGUCAUGAGAUACCCCUCUUGUAGGAAGCUCGAUCGCACCCCUGUCUACGCACAACACAUCCCCAAUAGCUACAACCGAUAGAUGAGGUUGGCCACACGCGCUGUCUCUGGAGCACGAUUGCAAUAGUGUCAACAUCCUCCCACCGAAGCCCCCUCUCCCGUCUAUUCUUGUAGUAGUAGCUAAGGGCGCAUCCGGCGUCCUCUUCUAUAUAGCGGGUGAAGGAAUGAAAUGCCUGCUGACUAGCUCCGCCAGUCGUAAUUUUGUAGUCGCUCCCGUCAUCCUCUCUUAGAUACAUCUUCCACUGGCCCGUGACAUUAGCUUCUCAUUCUCUCCUGUGUGGAUCGCCUACGUACAUAGACAGGCUGCCUGGGCGCCGGCUGGCCAGGCCCUAGUUCCUACAAACGAUAAGCUCCUGGUGCGCCGACCACAUCCACUUGCCGGCAAUACAUUUUUGCCGGUGCAGUUCCGCACCUCGUCUCCGUCAAGACCGCCG